Messenger RNA from Actinia tenebrosa (Australian red waratah sea anemone), 3401 nucleotides. RefSeq names its product E3 ubiquitin-protein ligase CHFR. Gene Ontology annotation, biological process: ubiquitin-dependent protein catabolic process; protein ubiquitination; mitotic cell cycle checkpoint signaling. Gene Ontology annotation, cellular component: nucleus. Lineage: Eukaryota; Metazoa; Cnidaria; Anthozoa; Actiniaria; Actiniidae. The record is from RefSeq and is a predicted model, not a curated record. Gene Ontology annotation, molecular function: protein binding; ubiquitin-protein transferase activity.
GCGUGCGCAAUCCAUCUUGUGACAGGCGUUCCUCGUAGUGUUUUGGUUUCGACCGAUCCGAAUGGCUUACAAUCGCGUAAGGAAGGGAAUGACGAGCGUAAUAGGAGUCCUUUUUUACACGUCGCUAAGCUCCUCGCAAGAUAUUCGUCGGUUUUCGGAGUAAAUUCGCUAGCCCGACUGGUGUAGAGCGCGCACGUAAAUAAGCACUACGAGGAACGCCUUUCAUAUCUUAGAUUACGUACGCUAUAAAAAUCGAAGAUAAAUCAACACAAUCAAAAUUCUAACGUGCUUCCUUGUGCAAAUCGCCUGUGUAAACGGGCCUAAUAUCUCCUCCUCACUGACCGUUUCGGCUUUAAAUUGGGCUUCCUGUGGUAGUCAUUGAAUCUGUUUCCCAGUCUCUGUCUUCCGUUGCUCAAAACAAACGUAAUGGCUGCCGUUCGUGAACAAGGUGAUAAUCAGCAAGGCUCACGAAAUUCUUGGUGUCAACUGGUUUGUACCCAUGAAUGUAGACCACCGAUUGCUGUUACUAAAGAAACCUUCUCUUUUGGCAGGUCUCCAGCAUGUGACAUGAGUUUUGUUGGGUGUAAGUUCUUGUCAGGAAAUCAUUGUUUUAUCAUGAAAGACAGUGAGGGAAAAGCAUGGUUACAUGAUACGAGUACAAAUGGGACACUAAUCAAUGGUAAUAAAGUCAAGGCAGGGCAGGCCAUCAAGCUUUGCAAUAAUGAUGAAAUUAAACUUGUUCAUCRAAAAGAACUGGAUAUUGGUUUUGUGUUUCAUGACUUACAAACUAAUACAGGAGAAGAAAAAUUAGAAAACAUCCAAGAAUAUAGUCUUGAUUCAGAUUCAGAUGCAUCCUUGAAGGACAAGAAAAAAUCCAUACRUGGAGAAGGAAAUAUAGAAAACACUGGUAAACGACCCCAUCAUAAGAUUGAAAGCACCAGUGAGUCAGAUAGUCCUGCCCCCAAGAAACAACAUGUGGAGAAAGAAAAUGAAGAGGAAGAAAGUGAUAAAAAAAUGCUUAAGAAUUCUAAGAGCUCUAUUGCAGAAAACCUGAUCUGCUCUAUUUGUCAGGAUAUUUUCCAUGACUGCAUCAGUUUACAGCCCUGUAUGCACAGUUACUGUGCCUCUUGUUAUUCCCAAUGGAUGGAUCGUUCUACUAGAUGUCCUAGUUGUCGUGUGAAAGUCAAGAGGAUCAGCAGAAAUCACUUGGUUAAUAAUUUAGUGGAAGCGUUCUUAAAGGAUCAUCCAGAAAAACGACGUUCAAAAGAGGAUAUCGAUGAAAUGGAUUCAAAAAACAAGAUAACAUCUGACAUGUUAAGGCCCCCUCGUCGAAGACACGGGCUGGGCAUGCCCAUAUUUGGUGGACUUGUCGCCUUUGACGACGAAAGUGACGAUGAAGAAGACGAAGAGUUUUCAGAAGAAGGUAGUGAUUUUAGUGAAUAUAGUAUGCCCUAUGACGACGACGACGAUGAUGAUGAUGGCGAUGACGACGAUACCUAUGACAGGCUGUUUGGUCACCAUGGUUCUGCUGUUGCUUCCAUUGCCGGUCUUUUCGGUUUUGCGCCACGUGGACCUCCAAGCAGAAGUACAUUACAAGUGUGUCGGCAGUGUCCAUCUACUCAGCCAUCCUCUAACCCGCCUACAACAUCCACAUCUACAGCCAGUGUCAGUGGUACUACCAAUGCCAGUAUUACCACAGCGAGUAGUAGCAUUGCCAACAACUCAAAUCAAAAUGCGUCUGGCAUCACAGAUCCGCCUUAUGUCUGUUCACCAAGUGGAUCACACAUCCUGUGUCUGUGUUGUAUGGAGUACAUGCCUGAUAGAAAAAACAGUACUGAUAACGACUCUCCUCAGACUUGUUCUAUCUGUAAUCGCGCCUUUUGUAACUUGUACUGGGGAUGUGCUGGUAGGUGUCACGGCUGCUUGAAUAAAUUCAAAGAUAUGGUGUUUCAAGGAAAUCAUUUUUCGGAUAAUUUGAUUGACAAUAAUACGUAUGAAUCUACUGUUCUAAAGGAAUACAUGUUGGAUAAGUGCAUUUCCUUUGACGAGCUGAUGCGGAGAUGUCUCGAAAAGCUGGACUCUAAAGAUUAUCGACCUAAAGAUUCGUGUGACAUCACGUCCACAACUGCUGUGUGUCAGAAAUGUGGAUUCCGGAAUUUACAGGAAUUGGCAUAUCAAUACCGUCGAGAUAUCCCCCGGCAAGAUUUACCAGAGUCAGUGACAAACCGAACAGAUUGCUAUUGGGGACGGAAUUGUCGUACUCAAAAAACAAGCUUGCACCAUGCCCAUAAAUUCAAUCACAUUUGCGAACAGACGAGGUUCACAUGAUACAAUGGCGUUUCAGGCCGCGUUAGCGGAUAAUAUUCAACCUGUAGUCCUUUACUCCGUACUACUCGCAGUUACUAUUGAAGAGCAUAUGCAGGUUUUGAUAAGUUUCCAAACCUGCCAAUGUGAGCUAAAAAAAUCGAAAAGAAUUUGCAGAUGAUUGUCAGCUUACGUGCUCAGUAAGCUACCGUAGUGCAGUUUUCGUAUGGCUGUGAAAAGUGAAAGUUCAGUGCCGUAAGCGUGACGUGCCGUGACCGUGAUGCUUUCUAGAAUAUUAAUUGGCUGAUUUUUUUUACGCGCAAUAUGAUUGGUCUUGCAUUGACGUGCCCUUGGCGUGACUGUGUCCGCGCCGUGUUUAUACCGUGUUCCGGGUAUUUGGCUUGAUGGAGACUAAAUUUUCGUGCGAUGUGAUUGGUCUGGCGUAUUCCUUGCUGUGUCACGACCGUGUUCGUGCCGUGAACUUUUCACGGUCAUACGAAAACUGCUCUAACGUUAGUGUCUAACUGGGUCGAAGCACUGAAAUAACUUAAGUGUCAAAUUUGACAUACGCAAAAAUAUACAGCUAUUUAAAGAAGGUUGGUUAGGGUUGUCUUCCAUUUUGCAUACCAAGCCCUAAUUGCACCAUGUGAAUACCAUCAUCGAAAGAUCACUACGAUAUGAAAAGUUCCUAAACCUUGUCGGCACGUUUUUCUUGGUAUGUUUUCUUUAGUGCUGAAACUAUCAGAUUUACAUAUGAAUGUAUUGCAGCAUUUCAAGGUUAGUAAGCAACAAGCAAGAUGCAACAGAACCUUUACCAACCAUUUUAUUUGAAAUAUCUGUAUUGCCAAGGGCAUUUCAGCUUGUGCUCAAUAUUGUUAGACUGUAUUAGAGUAUCAGAAGGCAUUAUUUGUCUCUCGACUACAUUUUCCAGUCCCUUCUGUUCUUUCUAUGCUUUCAAAGGGAAAAAGUCAAUAUUCGGCAGCUAUUUAAAGUGCAAAUGAACCCUUUGACAAUACAUUCAGUACUGGUUCUGCAUAAAGUAAAUAGUUGAUUGGUAAAAUAUUUCUUGAUUUGAGUGAUGCGCCUCUAAUUUAUGA